Messenger RNA from Striga asiatica, 1358 nucleotides. Lineage: Eukaryota; Viridiplantae; Streptophyta; Magnoliopsida; Lamiales; Orobanchaceae. The record is from the annotation of a GenBank genome assembly.
CUUUUGCACUUCACUUUUCAGCUGCCUGCUCAAGCAAAAGCUCUGUGGAGUAAAAAUCUCUUCCUAGCAUUUUCAAAUGGAAGAACAAAAUUAUGAAAAUGGUGUGCAGUUUCCACCACUGGCCACGAAUUACAUGGCAGAGGAUGCCUAUGGAUUAUGCGGCGAUCAUCAUGCAAAUCACUACUAUGUGACUCCAGGGAGUAACAGGAUGCAUCAUGAGCGUGCUGUAGGUACUGAAUGGACUCCUUCCCAGCAAAUGCCUAAAAACUAUGUUGAGUUUCUUGCUGAGAGAGGGAACCCUGCAGACCAGAGACAAAUGCCAUACAAUGUUUCCUCACAAAUACCUGGUUUUGGACUGUCAUCUCCUUCUCAUUUGGAACAUCCUGGGCUGCGUAAUGUCGGAAACUUUGAUGAAACAUUCACAGGCUUGGAACCUCAAUAUGGUGUUCAGGAACAAAAUUGGAAUGAAAGUCACAGUCAUGCUUUUCAAGCUUAUUCGGGGUUGGGUACUGCUGCACUGGAAAGCGUCACUGAAGCUCGUCAGAGAAGAUCAAGAGAGAGAGCCUGUGCAGCAGAUCGUUUACGUAGACUGAAAAUAUCACAUUGGUUGGAAGCAUUAAAGGAAUUGAUGCCUCAACCUGAAGGGUGGGUAAUUUCUGGACAUGCAACCACUUAUCAAGUUGCGGCUAUGCAGGUUGGUAAAGCAGCUUUGCUGGAUAAUGUCAUUGACCAUGUCAAAUAUCUGCAAAAUCAAGUGAAGGGGCAUGGACAUUACGUUUUUCAGGCACAGAUGCUCAAUGGGCCUGUGGAACAUACGAUGGGAAAAUUAAUUGAUUUUUAUCCUUCAGCAGUCACUGAGCUGUUGCAAAGCAGAGGUCUUAUAGCUAUGCCAAUGACUUUUGCAGAAGAAUUACUUGAACCCAUUGAGAUGUUUGAUGUGCAAGAAAAAGAUGUGUUUUCUGUCCCAAGUGAUCGGGCGAGUAAAUUUGGUUUGCCGUGAUUUGUGGGAUAUGCACACUUGAUGUGAACCCAGUGGUUAGAUUGCCAAAAUGAAUUGGAUAGGUAAUACGAGGUGUCUGGAAUUAUUAUCUUUGAAUAUUUUGGUUGACAGUGAAAUCAUCGUGUUCCUUGUUAUGGAUCGACUGUUGUUUUGGACAAACUCGAGUCUCAGACGGUUAACACCAAACGUUAAUGACCUUGCUCUAUGCUGAUCUUAUUAUUACCAUUUAAUUUUUACCACGAGGUUAUCUAUAGGAGCACACAUUUUAUCUUCUUUGUAAUUCAACUUGUCUUCAUUUAUGAACGUGAUUUAAGCUAUUUUUGUGGAGGCAUUAAAAACAAUGGUGAUUAGAGUUCUG